AUGGAAAAGAAACCUUGGCAGUGUACCCGAAAAGGGAACUCCUUCCAGGACCAUUCCACCUUCUUUGGCCAUCAGGAAAGUCACACUGGAGACAAACCCUUUACAUGCAAGGUCUGUGGGAAGGCCUUCAGCCAGAGCUCUUCACUUAAAAAGCAUCAGAGGUCUCACACAGGAGAGAAGCCCUUUAAAUGUAGUGAGUGUGGGAAGGCCUUCAGCCAGAGCUCCUUGCUCAUUGACCACCAGAGAAUCCACGCCGGUGAGAAGCCCUAUGAGUGCCACGAGUGCAGGGUGUCCUUCACCAAGAGCACACACCUGACCCAGCACAUGCGCAUCCACACCGAGAAGCCCUACACCCGUGGCGAGUGUGGGAAGGCCUUCCGCCGCAGCACGCACCUGACCCAGCACCGCAGGACCCACACAGGAGAGAGGCCCUACGAGUGCCGGGAGUGCAGGAAGGCCUUUAAAGAUGCCUCCUCCCUCACUCGUCACGUGCUGAUUCACACGGGAGAGAAACCCUGUAAGUGUUCCGACUGCGGGAAAGGCUUCAGCGGCCUCUCGGGGCUCGUUCAACACAAGAGAAUUCACAUGGGAGAGAAACCAUAUGCCUGCCCCGGGUGCGGGAAGGCCUUCAGCCAGAGCUCAUCCCUGAUCAAACACCUGAGGUUUCACACGGGGGAGAAGCCUUUUCAGUGCAGCGAGUGUGAGAAGGCCUUCAGCCAGAGCUCGUCACUCAUCCACCACCAGACAGCUCACACCGGAGAAAAGCCCUCCCGGUGCAAAGAGUGCGGCAAAGCCUUUGGCCAGGGCAUACACCUGACCGACCACCAACGCAUCCACACUGGAGAGAAGCCGUACGAGUGCAACCUCUGUGGGAAAGCCUUCACCCAGAGCUCAUCCCUCAUGAAGCACCUGCGCACGCACACUGGAGAGAAGCCCUAUGGCUGUCCAGAGUGUGGGAAGGCCUUCAGCAAGAGCUCAUCCCUUAAGCAGCAUCUGAGGUCUCACACAGGCGAGAAGCCCUACGAGUGCCACGAGUGCUGGAAGGCCUUUACCAAGAGCACGCACCUGACCCAGCACAUGCGCAUCCACACCGAGGAGAAGCCCCACAAGUGUGGAGAGUGCUGGAAGGCCUUCCGCCACAGCACGCACCUGACCCAGCACCGCAGGACCCACACUGGGGAGAGACCCUAUAAAUGUGAUGAAUGUGGCAAGGCCUUCACGGACACCUCGUCCCUCUCUAGGCAUCUCUUUGUCCACACUGGAGAGAAACCCUACAGAUGUGGUAACUGUGGAAAAGCCUUCAGUGGCCCCUCAGGGCUGGUUCAGCAUCAGAGAACACAUACAGGGGAGAAGUCCUAUGAAUGCACAGAAUGUGGGAAAGCCUUUAGCAGAAGUGCACACUUUAUGGAACAUCGUGGAAUUCACACUGGAGAGAAACCCCACAAAUGUAAAGAAUGUGGGAAGGCCUUCAGCCAAAGCUCACACCUUUCAAAGCAUCUAAGGACGCAUACUGGAGGGAAGCCCUAUAAAUGUAAACAGUGUGAGAAAGGCUUCAGCUGGAAUUCUUCCUUCACACAUCAUCAGAAAACUCAUUCCAAAGAAGAGUCCUAGGGAUGUUGUAAUUCCUUCAGUGAAUCCUCAGACUUGGUUCAGCAGCAAAGUAUUCACUCUAGAGAAAGCCUAUAAAUGAGCAGAAGUGCUCUAUGAGGUCUUCCCUGUAGGAAUUACAGCCGAGGAAACUUCAACAUUCCUUCUCACCCUGGGAUGUGGUUGUAGGAAAUGUUGCUUAGGAUUGACUUCAAUGCUAUGUGGGUAGGACACCAUUCCAAGUAUAUCUCUCUCCCCUGUAAUUUAGAGGAAAUCCAGGAUUAAA
Sciurus carolinensis (gray squirrel) is the source of this 1873-nucleotide messenger RNA. RefSeq names its product zinc finger protein 420-like. Lineage: Eukaryota; Metazoa; Chordata; Mammalia; Rodentia; Sciuridae. Gene Ontology annotation, biological process: regulation of DNA-templated transcription. Gene Ontology annotation, molecular function: DNA-binding transcription factor activity, RNA polymerase II-specific; RNA polymerase II cis-regulatory region sequence-specific DNA binding. The record is from RefSeq and is a predicted model, not a curated record.